Messenger RNA from Strongylocentrotus purpuratus (purple sea urchin), 20655 nucleotides. RefSeq lists its product as uncharacterized. Gene Ontology annotation, molecular function: Notch binding; calcium ion binding. The transcript is spliced from 152 exons. Gene Ontology annotation, biological process: axon guidance; Notch signaling pathway; establishment or maintenance of epithelial cell apical/basal polarity. The coding region runs from base 148 to 20262 and encodes 6704 amino acids. Lineage: Eukaryota; Metazoa; Echinodermata; Echinoidea; Camarodonta; Strongylocentrotidae. The record is from RefSeq and is a predicted model, not a curated record. Gene Ontology annotation, cellular component: cell surface; plasma membrane; signaling receptor complex.
AACGAGAAAGGGGGUGGGGGUAAAUAUUUCGAAUCCUUUCAAAUCUCUGAAGGAGAGCCUCUUUUUGUUAUCAUGUCUCUAUAAAAUCGCACCUCCUUCAAGAAUUAACAACACUUUUCAUCGAUACAUCCUACCCGAGGGUCCUGGAUGAAUCGUGCUAUGAUGGAAGGCUACACUAUUAUACUCUCGCUUCUUCUCUGCCUCAGUGUGGCAAGCGUCUUCUCUAAUGAUGCCAUCUUGAAUGGACCUGGCCCUCUGGGACUUGAGAGUUAUAUCAUCCCAGAUUCAAGUCUGACAGCUUCUAGUGAGUUUAGUGCUGACUAUGCUGCAAAGAGAGGUCGUCUUAACCUGGUCCGAGAAGGGAACCUGAAGGCACCCUGGAUUGCACGAACAAAUGAUGCCAACCAGUGGAUCCAGGUGGAUCUUUUAGACCUUUACCGUAUCACUUCAGUUGCGACUCAAGGGCGACAAGAUUCCAGCCAGUGGGUAAAAAGCUACAAGCUUGCUUGUAGUACUGAUGGCACGACCUUUCACACCGUACAGGACAUCUCCACAAACCCUGCAUAUGACAAGAUCUUCACCGGUAAUGUUGACCGCAACACCAUCGUGACCAACAUUCUUCCUGUACCCCAGAUUUGCCGCUAUGUCCGCUUGAUGCCUGUCAAGUGGUUCGGCUACAUCAGUCUUCGUAUGGAAAUCUACGGUGAAGGCCCUGUCAUAGAUAUCAACGACUGUUCCCCUGAUCCUUGUGAGAAUGGAGGAACUUGCAGUAAUGGAGUGAACACCUUUACUUGUGCCUGCGAUCCUGGCUAUACUGGGCCUACGUGCGGAGCAACCAUCUCUAAUGGACCUGGCCCUCUGGGACUUGAGAGUUAUAUCAUCCCAGAUUCAAGUCUGACAGCGUCCAGUGAGUAUAGUGCUGACCAUGGUGUAAAGAGAGGUCGUCUUAACCUGGUCCGAGACGGGAACCUGAAGGGAGGCUGGAUUGCACGAUCAAGAGAUGCCAACCAGUGGAUCCAGGUGGAUCUUUUGGACCUUUACCGUAUCACUUCAGUUGCGACUCAAGGGCGACAAGAUUACAGCCAGUGGGUAAAAAGCUACAAGCUUGCUUGUAGUACUGAUGGCAAGACCUUUCACACCGUACAGGACAUCUCCACAAACCCUGCAUAUGACAAGGUCUUCACCGGUAAUGUUGACCGCAACACCAUCGUGACCAACACUCUGCCUGUACCCCAGAUUUGCCGCUAUGUCCGCUUGAUGCCUGUCAAGUGGUUCGAUCGCAUCAGUCUUCGUAUGGAAAUCUACGGUGAAGGCCCUUUCACAGAUAUCAUCGAUUGUUCUCAUGAUCCUUGUAAGAAUGGAGGAACUUGCAGUGAUGGAGUGAACACCUUUACUUGUGCCUGUGAUCCUGGCUAUACUGGACCAACAUGUGGAACAACCAUCUCUAAUGGACCUGGCCCUCUGGGACUUGAGAGGUAUAUCAUCCCAGAUUCAAGUAUGACAGCUUCUAGUGAGUAUAGUGCUGACCAUGCUGCAAAUAGAGGACGUCUUAACCUGGCCCGAGACGGGAACCUGAAGGGAGGCUGGUCUGCACGAGCAAACGAUGCCAACCAGUGGAUCCAGGUGGAUCUUGCGGACAUUUACCGUAUCACUUCAGUUGCGACCCAAGGGCGACAAGAAUCAAGCCAGUGGGUAACAAGCUACGAGCUUGCUUGUAGUACUGAUGGCACGACCUUUCACACCGUACAGGACAUCUCCACAAACCCUGCAUAUGACAAGGUCUUCACCGGUAAUGUUGACCGCAACACCAUCGUGACCAACAUUCUUCCUGUACCCCAGAUUUGCCGCUAUGUCCGCUUGAUGCCUGUCAAGUGGUUCGGCCACAUCAGUCUUCGUAUGGAAAUCUACGGUGAAGGCCCUGUCAUAGAUAUCAACGAUUGUUCUCCUGAUCCUUGUGAGAAUGGAGGAAUUUGCAAUGAUGGAGUGAAUACCUUUACUUGUGUCUGCGAUCCUGGCUAUACUGGGCCUACGUGUGGCACAGCCAUCUUGAAUGGACCUGGCCCUCUGGGACUUGAGAGUUAUAUCAUCCCAGAUUCAAGUAUGACAGCUUCUAGUGAGUUUAGUGCUGACUAUGGUGCAAAGAGAGGUCGUCUUAACCUGGUCCGAGACGGGAACCUGAAGGCAGCCUGGAUUGCACGAACAAAUGAUGCCAACCAGUGGAUCCAGGUGGAUCUUGCGGACAUUUACCGUAUCACUUCAGUUGCGACCCAAGGGCGACAAGAAGCAAGCCAGUGGGUAACAAGCUACAAGCUUGCUUGUAGUACUGAUGGCACGACCUUUUACACCGUGCAGGGCAUCUCUGCAUACCCUGGAGCUGUCUGGAUCUUCACCGGUAAUGCCGACCGCAACACCAUCGUGACCAACACUCUGCCUGUACCCCAGAUUUGCCGCUAUGUCCGCUUGAUGCCUGUCAAGUGGUUCGGCUACAUCAGUCUUCGUAUGGAAAUCUACGGUGAAGGCCCUUUCAGAGAUAUCAACGAUUGUUCUCCUGAUCCUUGUGAGAAUGGAGGAAUUUGCAAUGAUGGAGUGAAUACCUUUACUUGUGUCUGCGAUCCUGGCUAUACUGGGCCUACGUGUGGCACAGCCAUCUUGAAUGGACCUGGCCCUCUGGGACUUGAGAGUUAUAUCAUCCCAGAUUCAAGUAUGACAGCUUCUAGUGAGUUUAGUGCUGACUAUGGGGCAAAGAGAGGUCGUCUUAACCUGGUCCGAGACGGGAACCUGAAGGCAGCCUGGAUUGCACGAACAAAUGAUGCCAACCAGUGGAUCCAGGUGGAUCUUGCGGACAUUUACCGUAUCACUUCAGUUGCGACCCAAGGGCGACAAGAAGCAAGCCAGUGGGUAACAAGCUACAAGCUUGCUUGUAGUACUGAUGGCACGACCUUUUACACCGUGCAGGGCAUCUCUGCAUACCCUGGAGCUGUCUGGAUCUUCACCGGUAAUGCCGACCGCAACACCAUCGUGACCAACACUCUGCCUGUACCCCAGAUUUGCCGCUAUGUCCGCUUGAUGCCUGUCAAGUGGUUCGGCUACAUCAGUCUUCGUAUGGAAAUCUACGGUGAAGGCCCUUUCAGAGAUAUCAACGCUUGUUCUCCUGAUCCUUGUGAGAAUGGAGGAAUUUGCAAUGAUGGAGUGAAUACCUUUACUUGUGUCUGCGAUCCUGGCUAUACUGGGCCUACGUGUGGCACAGAUAUCAACGAUUGUUCCCCUGAUCCUUGUGAGAAUGGAGGAACUUGUAGUGAUGGAGUGAACACCUUUACUUGUGCCUGCGAUCCUGGCUAUACUGGGCCUACGUGCGGAGCAACCAUCUUGAAUGGACCUGGCCCUCUGGGACUUGAGAGUUAUAUCAUCCCAGAUUCAAGUCUGACAGCGUCCAGUGAGUAUAGUGCUGACAAAGGUGUAAAGAGAGGUCGUCUUAACCUAGUCCGAGACGGGAACCUGAAGGGAGGCUGGAUUGCACGAACAAGAGAUGCCAACCAGUGGAUCCAGGUGGAUCUUUUGGACCUUUACCGUAUCACUUCAGUUGCGACUCAAGGGCGACAAGAUUACAGCGAGUGGGUAAAAAGCUACAAGCUUGCUUGUAGUACUGAUGGCAAGACCUUUCACACCGUACAGGACAUCUCCACAAACCCUGCAUAUGACAAGGUCUUCACCGGUAAUGUUGACCGCAACACCAUCCUGACCAACAUUCUGCCUGUACCCCAGAUUUGCCGCUAUGUCCGCUUGAUGCCUAUCAAGUGGUUCGGUCGUAUCAGUCUUCGUAUGGAAAUCUACGGUGAAGGCCCUUUCACAGAUAUCAUCGAUUGUUCUCAUGAUCCUUGUAAGAAUGGAGGAACUUGCAGUGAUGGAGUGAAUACCUUUACUUGUGCCUGCGAUCCUGGCUAUACUGGACCAACAUGUGGAACAACCAUCUUGAAUGGACCUGGCCCUCUGGGACUUGAGAGGUAUAUCAUCCCAGAUUCAAGUCUGACAGCUUCUAGUGAGUAUAACGCUGACCAUGGUGCAAAUAGAGGACGUCUUAACCUGGCCCGAGACGGGAACCUGAAGGGAAGCUGGUCUGCACGAGCAAACGAUGCCAACCAGUGGAUCCAGGUGGAUCUUGCGGACAUUUACCGUAUCACUUCAGUUGCGACCCAAGGGCGACCAGAAGCAAGCCAGUGGGUAACAAGCUACAAGCUUGCAUGUAGUACUGAUGGCAAGACCUUUCACACCGUACAGGACAUCUCCACAAACCCUGCAUAUGACAAGGUCUUCACCGGUAAUGUUGACCGCAACACCAUCGUGACCAACAUUCUUCCUGUACCCCAGAUUUGCCGCUAUGUCCGCUUGAUGCCUGUCAAGUGGUUCGGCCACAUCAGUCUUCGUAUGGAAAUCUACGGUGAAGGCCCUGUCAUAGAUAUCAACGAUUGUUCUCCUGAUCCUUGUGAGAAUGGAGGAAUUUGCAAUGAUGGAGUGUAUACCUUUACUUGUGUCUGCGAUCCUGGCUAUACUGGGCCUACGUGUGGCACAGCCAUCUUGAAUGGACCUGGCCCUCUGGGACUUGAGAGUUAUAUCAUCCCAGAUUCAAGUCUGACAGCGUCCAGUGAGUAUAGUGCUGACAAAGGUGUAAAGAGAGGUCGUCUUAACCUGGUCCGAGACGGGAACCUGAAGGGAGGCUGGAUUGCACGAACAAGAGAUGCCAACCAGUGGAUCCAGGUGGAUCUUUUGGACCUUUACCGUAUCACUUCAGUUGCGACUCAAGGGCGACAAGAUUACAGCGAGUGGGUAAAAAGCUACAAGCUUGCUUGUAGUACUGAUGGCAAGACCUUUCACACCGUACAGGACAUCUCCACAAACCCUGCAUAUGACAAGGUCUUCACCGGUAAUGUUGACCGCAACACCAUCAAGACCAACAUUCUGCCUGUACCCCAGAUUUGCCGCUAUGUCCGCUUGAUGCCUAUCAAGUGGUUCGGUCGUAUCAGUCUUCGUAUGGAAAUCUACGGUGAAGGCCCUUUCACAGAUAUCAUCGAUUGUUCUCAUGAUCCUUGUAAGAAUGGAGGAACUUGCAGUGAUGGAGUGAAUACCUUUACUUGUGCCUGCGAUCCUGGCUAUACUGGACCAACAUGUGGAACAACCAUCUUGAAUGGACCUGGCCCUCUGGGACUUGAGAGGUAUAUCAUCCCAGAUUCAAGUCUGACAGCUUCUAGUGAGUAUAAUGCUGACCAUGGUGCAAAUAGAGGACGUCUUAACCUGGCCCGAGACGGGAACCUGAAGGGAAGCUGGUCUGCACGAGCAAACGAUGCCAACCAGUGGAUCCAGGUGGAUCUUGCGGACAUUUACCGUAUCACUUCAGUUGCGACCCAAGGGCGACCAGAAGCAAGCCAGUGGGUAACAAGCUACAAGCUUGCUUGUAGUACUGAUGGCAAGACCUUUCACACCGUACAGGACAUCUCCACAAACCCUGCAUAUGACAAGGUCUUCACCGGUAAUGUUGACCGCAACACCAUCGUGACCAACAUUCUUCCUGUACCCCAGAUUUGCCGCUAUGUCCGCUUGAUGCCUGUCAAGUGGUUCGGCCACAUCAGUCUUCGUAUGGAAAUCUACGGUGAAGGCCCUGUCAUAGAUAUCAACGAUUGUUCUCCUGAUCCUUGUGAGAAUGGAGGAAUUUGCAAUGAUGGAGUGUAUACCUUUACUUGUGUCUGCGAUCCUGGCUAUACUGGGCCUACGUGUGGCACAGCCAUCUUGAAUGGACCUGGCCCUCUGGGACUUGAGAGUUAUAUCAUCCCAGAUUCAAGUCUGACAGCGUCCAGUGAGUAUAGUGCUGACCAUGGUGUAAAGAGAGGUCGUCUUAACCUGGUCCGAGACGGGAACCUGAAGGGAGGCUGGAUUGCACGAACAAGAGAUGCCAACCAGUGGAUCCAGGUGGAUCUUUUGGACCUUUACCGUAUCACUUCAGUUGCGACUCAAGGGCGACAAGAUUACAGCCAGUGGGUAAAAAGCUACAAGCUUGCUUGUAGUACUGAUGGCACGACCUUUCACACCGUACAGGACAUCUCCACAAACCCUGCAUAUGACAAGGUCUUCACCGGUAAUGUUGACCGCAACACCAUGAAGACCAACAUUCUGCCUGUACCCCAGAUUUGCCGCUAUGUCCGCUUGAUGCCUGUCAAGUGGUUCGAUCGCAUCAGUCUUCGUAUGGAAAUCUACGGUGAAGGCCCUUUCACAGAUAUCAUCGAUUGUUCUCAUGAUCCUUGUAAGAAUGGAGGAACUUGCAGUGAUGGAGUGAAUACCUUUACUUGUGCCUGCGAUCCUGGCUAUACUGGACCAACAUGUGGAACAACCAUCUUGAAUGGACCUGGCCCUCUGGGACUUGAGAGGUAUAUCAUCCCAGAUUCAAGUCUGACAGCUUCUAGUGAGUAUAAUGCUGACCAUGGUGCAAAUAGAGGACGUCUUAACCUGGCCCGAGACGGGAACCUGAAGGGAAGCUGGUCUGCACGAGCAAACGAUGCCAACCAGUGGAUCCAGGUGGAUCUUGCGGACAUUUACCGUAUCACUUCAGUUGCGACCCAAGGGCGACCAGAAGCAAGCCAGUGGGUAACAAGCUACAAGCUUGCUUGUAGUACUGAUGGCACGACCUUUCACACCGUACAGGACAUCUCCACAAACCCUGCAUAUGACAAGGUCUUCACCGGUAAUGUUGACCGCAACACCAUCGUGACCAACAUUCUUCCUGUACCCCAGAUUUGCCGCUAUGUCCGCUUGAUGCCUGUCAAGUGGUUCCGCCACAUCAGUCUUCGUAUGGAAAUUUACGGUGAAGGCCCUGUCAUAGAUAUCAACGAUUGUUCUCCUGAUCCUUGUAAGAAUGGAGGAACUUGCAAUGAUGGAGUGUAUACCUUUACUUGUGUCUGCGAUCCUGGCUAUACUGGGCCUACGUGUGGCACAGCCAUCUUGAAUGGACCUGGCCCUCUGGGACUUGAGAGUUAUAUCAUCCCAGAUUCAAGUCUGACAGCGUCCAGUGAGUAUAGUGCUGACCAUAGUGUAAAGAGAGUUCGUCUUAACCUGGUCCGAGACGGGAACCUGAAGGGAGGCUGGAUUGCACGAACAAGAGAUGCCAACCAGUGGAUCCAGGUGGAUCUUUUGGACCUUUACCGUAUCACUUCAGUUGCGACUCAAGGGCGACAAGAUUACAGCCAGUGGGUAAAAAGCUACAAGCUUGCUUGUAGUACUGAUGGCACGACCUUUCACACCGUACAGGACAUCUCCACAAACCCUGCAUAUGACAAGGUCUUCACCGGUAAUGUUGACCGCAACACCAUCAAGACCAACAUUCUGCCUGUACCCCAGAUUUGCCGCUAUGUCCGCUUGAUGCCUGUCAAGUGGUUCGAUCGCAUCAGUCUUCGUAUGGAAAUCUACGGUGAAGGCCCUUUCACAGAUAUCAUCGAUUGUUCUCAUGAUCCUUGUAAGAAUGGAGGAACUUGCAGUGAUGGAGUGAACACCUUUACUUGUGCCUGCGAUCCUGGCUAUACUGGACCAACAUGCGGAACAACCAUCUUGAAUGGACCUGGCCCUCUGGGACUUGAGAGGUAUAUCAUCCCAGAUUCAAGUCUGACAGCUUCUAGUGAGUAUAAUGCUGACCAUGGCGCAAAUAGAGGACGUCUUAACCUGGCCCGAGACGGGAACCUGAAGGGAGGCUGGUCUGCACGAGCAAACGAUGCCAACCAGUGGAUCCAGGUGGAUCUUUUGGACAUUUACCGUAUCACUUCAGUUGCGACCCAAGGGCGACAAGAAUCAAGCCAGUGGGUAACAAGCUACAAGCUUGCUUGUAGUACUGAUGGCACGACCUUUUACACCGUGCAGGGCAUCUCUUCACACCCUAGAGCUGUCACGAUCUUCACCGGUAAUGCCGACCGCAACACCAUCGUGACCAACACUCUGCCUGUACCCCAGAUUUGCCUCUAUGUCCGCUUGAUGCCCGUCACCUGGUUCGUCCACAUCAGUCUUCGUAUGGAGAUCUACGGUGAAGGCCCUUUCAGAGAUAUCAACGAUUGUUCUCCUGAUCCUUGUGAGAAUGGAGGAACUUGCAGUGGUGGAGACAACAUUUUUACUUGUGCCUGCGAUCCUGGCUAUACUGGGCCUACGUGCGGAACAGCCAUCUUGAAUGGACCUGGUCCUCUGGGACUUGAGAGUUAUUUCAUCCCAGAUUCAAGUCUGACAGCUUCUAGUGAGUAUGGUGCUGACAAUGGUGCAAAGAGAGGACGUCUUAACCUGGCCCGAGACGGAAACCUGAAUGGAGGCUGGUCUGCAGGAGCAAACAAUGCCAACCAGUGGAUCCAGGUGGAUCUUUUGGACCUUUACCGUAUCACUUCAGUUGCGACUCAAGGGCGACAAGAAUCAAGCCAGUGGGUAACAAGCUACAAGCUUGCUUGUAGUACAGAUGGCAUGACGUUUCACACCGUACAGAACAUCGCUACAAACCCUGCAUAUGACGAGGUCUUCAUCGGUAAUGUUGACCGCAACACCAUCGUGACCAACACUCUGCCUGUACCCCAGAUUUGCCGCUAUGUCCGCUUGAUGCCUGUCGGUUGGUUCAAUUUCAUCAGUCUUCGUAUGGAAAUCUACGGUGAAGGCCCUAUCACAGAUUGUUCUCCCGAUCCUUGUGAGAAUGGAGGAAUUUGCAGUGAUGGAGUAAACACCUUUACUUGUGCCUGCGAUCCUGGCUAUACUGGGCCUACGUGUAGAACAGAUAUCAACGAUUGUUCUCCCGAUCCUUGUGAAAAUGGUGGAAUUUGCAGUGAUGGAGUGAACACCUUUACUUGUGCCUGCUAUCCUGGCUAUACUGGGCCUACGUGUGGAACAGCUAUCUUGAAUAAGCCUGGUCUGGGCCUUGAGAGUUAUGUUAUCCCGGAUUCCAGUCUUACAGCUUCCAGUGCGUAUACCGCCGAAGAAGAAGGGUUUGGCACCUUUAGCGCAAAUAAAGGUCGUCUUAACCUGGCCGAAACAGCCUGGGGCGCAGAAACAGCAGAUACCGAACAGUGGAUCCAGGUGGAUCUUUUGGAACCUUACCGUAUCAUUGCAGUUGCGACUCAAGGGAAUGGAAAAACCUCAGACCCAGAGUCUUUUGGGUAUCCAGGGUUUUAUGAGUGGGUAAAAAGCUACAAGCUUGCUUGUAGAACUGAUGACACGCCCUUUCACACCGUGCUGGACAUCAAUGGAGAUGACAGUAUCUUUACAGGUAACUUUGACAAGAACACCAUCGUGACCAACACUCUGUCUGUGCCCCAGGUUUGCAGAUAUGUCCGCUUGAUGCCUGUCACAUGGCAUAGGUAUAUUGCUCUUCGUAUGGAGAUCUACGGCGAAGAUAUCAACGAUUGUUCUCCCGAUCCUUGUGAGAAUGGAGGACUUUGCAGUGAUGGAGUGAACACCGUUACUUGUGCCUGCCUUCCUGGCUAUACUGGGCCUACGUGUGGAACUGAUAUCAACGAUUGUUCUCCCGAUCCUUGUGAGAAUGGUGGAAUUUGCAGUGAUGGAGUGAACACCUUUACUUGUGCCUGCUAUCCUGGCUAUACUGGGCCUACGUGUGGAACAGCUAUCUUGAAUAAGCCUGGUCUGGGCCUUGAGAGUUAUGUUAUCCCGGAUUCCAGUCUUACAGCUUCCAGUGCGUAUACCGCCGAAGAAGAAGGGUUUGGCACCUUUAGCGCAAAUAAAGGUCGUCUUAACCUGGCCGAAACAGCCUGGGGCGCAGAAACAGCAGAUACCGAACAGUGGAUCCAGGUGGAUCUUUUGGAACCUUACCGUAUCAUUGCAGUUGCGACUCAAGGGAAUGGAAAAACCUCAGACCCAGAGUCUUUUGGGUAUCCAGGGUUUUAUGAGUGGGUAAAAAGCUACAAGCUUGCUUGUAGAACUGAUGACACGCCCUUUCACACCGUGCUGGACAUCAAUGGAGAUGACAGUAUCUUCACCGGUAACUUUGACAAGAACACCAUCGUGACCAACACUCUGUCUGUGCCCCAGGUUUGCAGAUAUGUCCGCUUGAUGCCUGUCACAUGGCAUAGGUAUAUUGCUCUUCGUAUGGAGAUCUACGGCGAAGAUAUCAACGAUUGUUCUCCCGAUCCUUGUGAGAAUGGAGGAAUUUGCAGUGAUGGAGUGAACACCUUUACUUGUACCUGCGAUCCUGGAUAUACUGGGGCUACGUGUGGAACAGAUAUCAACGAUUGUUCUCCCGAUCCUUGUGAGAAUGGAGGAAUUUGCAGUGAUGGGGUGAACACCUUUACUUGUGCCUGCAAUCCUGGCUAUACUGGGCCUAGGUGUGGAACAGAUAUCGACGAUUGUUCUCUUGAUCCUUGUGAAAAUGGAGGUAUUUGCAGUGAUGGUGUGAACACCUUUACUUGUACCUGCGAUCCUGGAUAUACUGGGCUUUCGUGUGUAACAGAUAUCGACGAUUGUUCUCUUGAUCCUUGUGAAAAUGGAGGUAUUUGCAGUGAUGGUGUGAACACCUUUACUUGUACCUGCGAUCCUGGAUAUACUGGGCCUACGUGUGGAACAGAUAUCGACGAUUGUUCUCUUGAUCCUUGUGAAAAUGGAGGUAUUUGCAGUGAUGGUGUGAACACCUUUACUUGUGCCUGCAAUCCUGGCCAUACUGGGCCUACGUGUGGAACAGAUAUCAACGAUUGUUCUCCCGAUCCUUGUGAAAAUGGAAGUAUUUGCAGUGAUGGUGAGAACACCUUUACUUGUACCUGCGAUCCUGGAUAUACUGGGCCUACGUGUGGAACAGAUAUCAACGAUUGUUCUCCCGAUCCUUGUGAAAAUGGAGGUAUUUGCAGUGAUGGUGUGAACACCUUUACUUGUACCUGCGAUCCUGGAUAUACUGGGCCUACGUGUGGAACAGAUAUCAACGAUUGUUCUCUUGAUCCUUGUGAAAAUGGAGGAUAUUGCACUGAUGGAGUGAACACUUUUACUUGUGCCUGCGUUCCUGGCUAUACUGGGCCUACGUGUGGAACAGAUAUCAACGAUUGUUCUCCCGAUCCUUGUGAAAAUGGAGGAAUUUGCGGUGAUGGUGUGAACACCUUUACUUGUACCUGCGAUCCUGGAUAUACUGGGCCUACGUGUGGAACAGAUAUCAACGAUUGUUCUCCCGAUCCUUGUGAAAAUGGAGGUAUUUGCAGUGAUGGUGUGAACACCUUUACUUGUACCUGCGAUCCUGGAUAUACUGGGCCUACGUGUGGAACAGAUAUCAACGAUUGUUCUCUUGAUCCUUGUGAAAAUGGAGGAUAUUGCACUGCUGGAGUGAACACUUUUACUUGUGCCUGCGUUCCUGGCUAUACUGGGCCUACGUGUGGAACAGAUAUCAACGAUUGUUCUCCCGAUCCUUGUGAAAAUGGAGGAAUUUGCGGUGAUGGUGUGAACACCUUUACUUGUACCUGCGAUCCUGGAUAUACUGGGCCUACGUGUGGAACAGAUAUCAACGAUUGUUCUCUUGAUCCUUGUGAAAAUGGAGGAUAUUGCACUGAUGGAGUGAACACUUUUACUUGUGCCUGCGUUCCUGGCUAUACUGGGCCUACGUGUGGAACAGAUAUCAACGAUUGUUCUCCCGAUCCUUGUGAAAAUGGAGGAAUUUGCAGUGAUGGUGUGAACACCUUUACUUGUACCUGCGAUCCUGGAUAUACUGGGCCUACGUGUGGAACAGAUAUCAACGAUUGUUCUCUUGAUCCUUGUGAGAAUGGAGGAUAUUGCACUGAUGGAGUGAACACUUUUACUUGUGCCUGCGUUCCUGGCUAUACUGGGCCUACGUGUGGAACAGAUAUCAACGAUUGUUCUCCCGAUCCUUGUGAAAAUGGAGGAAUUUGCAGUGAUGGUGUGAACACCUUUACUUGUACCUGCGAUCCUGGAUAUACUGGGCCUACGUGUGGAACAGAUAUCAACGAUUGUUCUCUUGAUCCUUGUGAGAAUGGAGGAAUUUGUAUUGAUGGAGUAAACACCUUUACUUGUGCCUGCGAUCCUGGCUAUACUGGGCCUACAUGUGGAACAGCUGAUCCUCGACCAUGUGAGACUGAAAGACGAAUAAGGCUGGAAGAAAGAGGUGAAACGGAGAAUGUGUUUAUCCCACAAUGUACUCAAGAUGGAUUCUAUGCCAUGGAGCAGUGUUACAAGGGCAAUGGUACUUACUGUUGGUGUGCGGACCCCGAGACUGGAGCCGUCCUCCCCGACAGCGAAGUCCAUGGUGCUCGUGCAGACUGCGAUCCUAUCAACGAUUGUUCUCCUGAUCCUUGUGAGAAUGGAGGAAUUUGCAGUGACGGAGUGAACACCUUUACCUGUGCCUGCAAUCCUGGCCAUACUGGGCCAACGUGUGGAACAGAUAUCAACGAUUGUUCGCCCGAUCCUUGUGAGAAUGGAGGAACUUGCAGUGAUGGAGUGAACACCUUUACCUGUGCCUGCAAUCCUGGCUAUACUGGGCCUACGUGUGGAACAGCUAUCAACGAUUGUUCUCCUGAUCCUUGUGAGAAUGGAGGAAUUUGCAGUGACGGAGUGAACACCUUUACCUGUGCCUGCAAUCCUGGCCAUACUGGGCCAACGUGUGGAACAGAUAUCAACGAUUGUUCGCCCGAUCCUUGUGAGAAUGGAGGAACUUGCAGUGAUGGAGUGAACACCUUUACCUGUGCCUGCAAUCCUGGCUAUACUGGGCCUACGUGUGGAACAGAUAUCAACGAUUGUUCUCCCGAUCCUUGUGAGAAUGGAGGAAUUUGCAGUGACGGAGUAAACACCUUUACUUGUGCCUGCAAUCCUGGCUAUACUGGGCCUACGUGUGGAACAGAUAUCAACGAUUGUUCGCCCGAUCCUUGUGAGAAUGGAGGAAUUUGUAGUGACGGAGUGAACAUGUUUACUUGUGCCUGCAAUCCUGGCCAUACUGGGCCUACGUGUGGAACAGAUAUCAACGAUUGUUCGCCCGAUCCUUGUGAGAAUGGAGGAAUUUGUAGUGACGGAGUGAACAUGUUUACUUGUGCCUGCAAUCCUGGCCAUACUGGGCCUACGUGUGGAACAGAUAUCAACGAUUGUUCUCCCGAUCCUUGUGAAAAUGGAGGAAUUUGCAGUGAUGGAGUGAACACGUUUAUUUGUGCCUGCAAUCCUGGAUAUACUGGGGCUACGUGUGGAACAGAUAUCAACGAUUGUUCGCCCGAUCCUUGUGAGAAUGGAGGAAUUUGUAGUGACGGAGUGAACAUGUUUACUUGUGCCUGCAAUCCUGGCCAUACUGGGCCUACGUGUGGAACAGAUAUCAACGAUUGUUCGCCCGAUCCUUGUGAGAAUGGAGGAAUUUGUAGUGACGGAGUGAACAUGUUUACUUGUGCCUGCAAUCCUGGCCAUACUGGGCCUACGUGUGGAACAGAUAUCAACGAUUGUUCGCCCGAUCCUUGUGAGAAUGGAGGAAUUUGUAGUGACGGAGUGAACAUGUUUACUUGUGCCUGCAAUCCUGGCCAUACUGGGCCUACGUGUGGAACAGAUAUCAACGAUUGUUCGCCCGAUCCUUGUGAGAAUGGAGGAAUUUGUAGUGACGGAGUGAACAUGUUUACUUGUGCCUGCAAUCCUGGCCAUACUGGGCCUACGUGUGGAACAGAUAUCAACGAUUGUUCUCCCGAUCCUUGUGAAAAUGGAGGAAUUUGCAGUGAUGGAGUGAACACGUUUAUUUGUGCCUGCAAUCCUGGAUAUACUGGGCCUACGUGUGGAACAGAUAUCAACGAUUGUUCUCCCGAUCCUUGUGAAAAUGGAGGAAUUUGCAGUGAUGGAGUGAACACGUUUAUUUGUGCCUGCAAUCCUGGAUAUACUGGGCCUACGUGUGGAACAGAUAUCAACGAUUGUUCUCCCGAUCCUUGUGAAAAUGGAGGAAUUUGCAGUGAUGGAGUGAACACGUUUAUUUGUGCCUGCAAUCCUGGAUAUACUGGGCCUACGUGUGGAACAGAUAUCAACGAUUGUUCUCCCGAUCCUUGUGAAAAUGGAGGAAUUUGCAGUGAUGGAGUGAACACGUUUAUUUGUGCCUGCAAUCCUGGAUAUACUGGGCCUACGUGUGGAACAGAUAUCAACGAUUGUUCUCCCGAUCCUUGUGAAAAUGGAGGAAUUUGCAGUGAUGGAGUGAACACGUUUAUUUGUGCCUGCAAUCCUGGAUAUACUGGGCCUACGUGUGGAACAGAUAUCAACGAUUGUUCGCCCGAUCCUUGUGAGAAUGGAGGAAUUUGUAGUGACGGAGUGAACAUGUUUACUUGUGCCUGCAAUCCUGGCCAUACUGGGCCUACGUGUGGAACAGAUAUCAACGAUUGUUCUCCCGAUCCUUGUGAAAAUGGAGGAAUUUGCAGUGAUGGAGUGAACACGUUUAUUUGUGCCUGCAAUCCUGGAUAUACUGGGCCUACGUGUGGAACAGAUAUCAACGAUUGUUCGCCCGAUCCUUGUGAGAAUGGAGGAAUUUGUAGUGACGGAGUGAACAUGUUUACUUGUGCCUGCAAUCCUGGCCAUACUGGGCCUACGUGUGGAACAGAUAUCAACGAUUGUUCUCCCGAUCCUUGUGAGAAUGGAGGAAUUUGCAGUGAUGGAGUGAACAUGUUUACUUGUGCCUGCAAUCCUGGCCAUACUGGGCCUACGUGUGGAACAGAUAUCAACGAUUGUUCGCCCGAUCCUUGUGAGAAUGGAGGAAUUUGCAGUGAUGGAGUGAACAUGUUUACUUGUGCCUGCAAUCCUGGCCAUACUGGGCCUACGUGUGGAACAGAUAUCAACGAUUGUUCGCCCGAUCCUUGUGAGAAUGGAGGAAUUUGUAGUGACGGAGUGAACAUGUUUACUUGUGCCUGCAAUCCUGGCCAUACUGGGCCUACGUGUGGAACAGAUAUCAACGAUUGUUCUCCCGAUCCUUGUGAAAAUGGAGGAAUUUGCAGUGAUGGAGUGAACACGUUUAUUUGUGCCUGCAAUCCUGGAUAUACUGGGCCUACGUGUGGAACAGAUAUCAACGAUUGUUCGCCCGAUCCUUGUGAGAAUGGAGGAAUUUGUAGUGACGGAGUGAACAUGUUUACUUGUGCCUGCAAUCCUGGCCAUACUGGGCCUACGUGUGGAACAGAUAUCAACGAUUGUUCUCCCGAUCCUUGUGAAAAUGGAGGAAUUUGCAGUGAUGGAGUGAACACGUUUAUUUGUGCCUGCAAUCCUGGAUAUACUGGGCCUACGUGUGGAACAGAUAUCAACGAUUGUUCGCCCGAUCCUUGUGAGAAUGGAGGAAUUUGUAGUGACGGAGUGAACAUGUUUACUUGUGCCUGCAAUCCUGGCCAUACUGGGCCUACGUGUGGAACAGAUAUCAACGAUUGUUCUCCCGAUCCUUGUGAAAAUGGAGGAAUUUGCAGUGAUGGAGUGAACACGUUUAUUUGUGCCUGCAAUCCUGGAUAUACUGGGCCUACGUGUGGAACAGAUAUCAACGAUUGUUCGCCCGAUCCUUGUGAGAAUGGAGGAAUUUGUAGUGACGGAGUGAACAUGUUUACUUGUGCCUGCAAUCCUGGCCAUACUGGGCCUACGUGUGGAACAGAUAUCAACGAUUGUUCUCCCGAUCCUUGUGAAAAUGGAGGAAUUUGCAGUGAUGGAGUGAACACGUUUAUUUGUGCCUGCAAUCCUGGAUAUACUGGGCCUACGUGUGGAACAGAUAUCAACGAUUGUUCUCCCGAUCCUUGUGAAAAUGGAGGAAUUUGCAGUGAUGGAGUGAACACGUUUAUUUGUGCCUGCAAUCCUGGAUAUACUGGGCCUACGUGUGGAACAGAUAUCAACGAUUGUUCGCCCGAUCCUUGUGAGAAUGGAGGAAUUUGUAGUGACGGAGUGAACAUGUUUACUUGUGCCUGCAAUCCUGGCCAUACUGGGCCUACGUGUGGAACAGAUAUCAACGAUUGUUCUCCCGAUCCUUGUGAAAAUGGAGGAAUUUGCAGUGAUGGAGUGAACACGUUUAUUUGUGCCUGCAAUCCUGGAUAUACUGGGCCUACGUGUGGAACAGAUAUCAACGAUUGUUCGCCCGAUCCUUGUGAGAAUGGAGGAAUUUGCAGUGAUGGAGUGAACACCUUUACUUGUGCCUGCAAUCCUGGCCAUACUGGGCCUACGUGUGGAACAGAUAUCAACGAUUGUUCGCCCGAUCCUUGUGAGAAUGGAGGAAUUUGUAGUGACGGAGUAAACAUGUUUACUUGUGCCUGCAAUCCUGGCCAUACUGGGCCUACGUGUGGAACAGAUAUCAACGAUUGUUCGCCCGAUCCUUGUGAGAAUGGAGGAAUUUGUAGUGACGGAGUGAACAUGUUUACUUGUGCCUGCAAUCCUGGCCAUACUGGGCCUACGUGUGGAACAGAUAUCAACGAUUGUUCGCCCGAUCCUUGUGAGAAUGGAGGAAUUUGUAGUGACGGAGUGAACAUGUUUACUUGUGCCUGCAAUCCUGGCCAUACUGGGCCUACGUGUGGAACAGAUAUCAACGAUUGUUCUCCCGAUCCUUGUGAAAAUGGAGGAAUUUGCAGUGAUGGAGUGAACACGUUUAUUUGUGCCUGCAAUCCUGGAUAUACUGGGCCUACGUGUGGAACAGAUAUCAACGAUUGUUCUCCCGAUCCUUGUGAAAAUGGAGGAAUUUGCAGUGAUGGAGUGAACACGUUUAUUUGUGCCUGCAAUCCUGGAUAUACUGGGGCUACGUGUGGAACAGAUAUCAACGAUUGUUCGCCCGAUCCUUGUGAGAAUGGAGGAAUUUGCAGUGAUGGAGUGAACACCUUUACUUGUGCCUGCAAUCCUGGCCAUACUGGGCCUACGUGUGGAACAGAUAUCAACGAUUGUUCGCCCGAUCCUUGUGAGAAUGGAGGAAUUUGCAGUGACGGAGUGAACACCUUUACUUGUGCCUGCAAUCCUGGCUAUACUGGGCCUACGUGUGGAACAGAUAUCAACGAUUGUUCGCCCGAUCCUUGUGAGAAUGGAGGAAUUUGUAGUGACGGAGUGAACAUGUUUACUUGUGCCUGCAAUCCUGGCCAUACUGGGCCUACGUGUGGAACAGAUAUCAACGAUUGUUCGCCCGAUUCUUGUGAGAAUGGAGGAAUUUGCAGUGACGGAGUGAACACCUUUACUUGUGCCUGCAAUCCUGGCUAUACUGGGCCUACGUGUGGAACAGAUAUCAACGAUUGUUCGCCCGAUUCUUGUGAGAAUGAAGGAAUUUGUAGUGACGGAGUGAACACCUUUACUUGUGCCUGCAAUCCUGGCUAUACUGGGCCUACGUGUGGAACAGAUAUCAACGAUUGUUCGCCCGAUCCUUGUGAGAAUGAAGGAAUUUGUAGUGACGGAGUGAACAUGUUUACUUGUGCCUGCAAUCCUGGCCAUACUGGGCCUACGUGUGGAACAGAUAUCAACGAUUGUUCGCCCGAUCCUUGUGAGAAUGGAGGAAUUUGCAGUGACGGAGUGAACACCUUUACUUGUGCCUGCAAUCCUGGCUAUACUGGGCCUACGUGUGGAACAGAUAUCAACGAUUGUUCGCCCGAUCCUUGUGAGAAUGGAGGAAUUUGCAGUGAUGGAGUAAACACCUUUAUUUGUGCCUGCAAUCCUGGCUAUACUGGGCCUACGUGUGGAACAGAUAUCAACGAUUGUUCGCCCGAUCCUUGUGAGAAUGGAGGAAUUUGCAGUGAUGGAGUGAACACCUUUACUUGUGCCUGCAAUCCUGGCUAUACUGGGCCUACGUGUGGAACAGAUAUCAACGAUUGUUCGCCCGAUCCUUGUGAGAAUGGAGGAAUUUGCAGUGAUGGAGUGAACACCUUUACUUGUGCCUGCAAUCCUGGCUAUACUGGGCCUACGUGUGGAACAGAUAUCAACGAUUGUUCUCCCGAUCCUUGUGAGAAUGGAGGAAUUUGCAGUGAUGGAGUGAACAUGUUAACUUGUGCCUGCGAUCCUGGCUAUACUGGGCCUACGUGUGGAACAGAUAUCAACGAUUGUUCUCCCGAUCCUUGUGAGAAUGGAGGAAUUUGCAGUGAUGGAGUGAACAUGUUUACUUGUGCCUGCGAUCCUGGCUAUACUGGGCCUACGUGUGGAACAGAUAUCAACGAUUGUUCUCCCGAUCCUUGUGAGAAUGGAGGAAUUUGCAGUGAUGGAGUCAACACCUUUACUUGUUGCUGCAAUCCUGGCCAUACUGGGCCUACGUGUGGAACAGAUAUCAACGAUUGUUCGCCCGAUCCUUGUGAGAAUGGAGGAAUUUGCAGUGAUGGAGUGAACACCUUUACUUGUGCCUGCAAUCCUGGUUAUACUGGGCCUACGUGUGGCACAGAUAUCAACGAUUGUUCUCCCGAUCCUUGUGAGAAUGGAGGAAUUUGCAGUGAUGGAGUGAACAUGUUUACUUGUGCCUGCGAUCCUGGCUAUACUGGGCCUACGUGUGGAACAGAUAUCAACGAUUGUUCGCCCGAUCCUUGUGAGAAUGGAGGAAUUUGCAAUGAUGGAGUGAACGCCUUUACUUGUGCCUGCAAUCCUGGCUAUACUGGGCCUACGUGUGGAACAGAUAUCAACGAUUGUUCGCCCGAUCCUUGUGAGAAUGGAGGAAUUUGCAGUGAUGGAGUGAACACCUUUACUUGUGCCUGCAAUCCUGGCUAUACUGGGCCUACGUGUGGAACAGAUAUCAACGAUUGUUCUCCCGAUCCUUGUGAGAAUGGAGGAAUUUGCAGUGAUGGAGUGAACACGUUUACUUGUGCCUGCGAUCCUGGCUUUACUGGGCCUACGUGUGGAACAGAUAUCAACGAUUGUUCUCCCGAUCCUUGUGAGAAUGGAGGAAUUUGCAGUGAUGGAGUGAACACCUUUAUUUGUGCCUGCAAUCCUGGCUAUACCGGGCCUACGUGUGGAACAGGAAGUUCUAGUGCUGCAGAGGUUCGACUUGCCGGAUCAGGUAGCUCCGCCAAUCAAGGUCGAGUUGAGGUGUAUGCCAAUGGGCAAUGGGGAACAGUAUGCGACGAUCUUUGGGGGCAGAGAGACGCUGAUGUAGUGUGCAGGCAGUUGGGCUUCCCUGGAGCUUCUAGCUACACGAUACAUGCCAACACUUUUGGCGCCGGCUCAGGACCCAUCCACCUAGACGAUAUGAGAUGUGUAGGCAACGAACGUUCAAUCAUGGAUUGCCCGAAGAACGCAAUCGGUUUCCACGAUUGCCGUCACUCUGAUGAUGCUGGAGUGAUAUGUCGCGUUGGUCAGGUUUCACAAUCCACAGAAAUUUGUAGGGGUACAGAGGUGCGACUUGCCGGAUCAGGUAACUCCGCCAAUCAAGGUCGAGUUGAGGUGUAUGCCAAUGGGCAAUGGGGAACAGUAUGCGACGAUCUUUGGGGGCUGGACGACGCGGAUGUAGUGUGCAGGCAGUUGGGCUUCCCUGGGGCUUCUAGCUACACGAUACAUGCCAUGAUCUUCGGCGCCGGCUCAGGACCCAUCCUCCUGGACGAUAUGAGAUGUGUAGGCAACGAAACUUCAAUCAUGGACUGCCCAAAGAACGCAAUCGGUGUCCACAAUUGCCAGCACUCUGAUGAUGCUGGAGUGAUAUGUCACGUUAAUCAGGAGGUGCGACUUGCCGGAUCAGGUAGCUCCGCCAAUCAAGGUCGAGUUGAGGUGUUUGCCAAUGGUCAAUGGGGAACAGUAUGCGACGAUCUUUGGGAGCAGAGGGAAGCUAACGUAGUGUGCAGGCAAUUGGGCUUCCCUGGAGCUUCUGGCUUCACGAGAGGGGCCAUGAUUUUCGGCGAAGGCUCAGGACCCAUCUUUCUGGACAAUAUGAAAUGUGUAGGCGACGAAACUUCAAUCAUGGACUGCCCAAAGAACAGAAUCGGUGCCCACAAUUGCCAGCACUCUGAUGAUGCUGGAGUGAUAUGUCGCGUUGCUCAGGGGAGUUCUUGUGGUGCAGAGAUGCGACUUGCCGGAACAGGUAGCUCCGCCAAUCAAGGUCGAGUCGAGGUAUAUUUAAAUGGGCAAUGGGGAACAGUAUGCUCCGAUCUUUGGGGGCUGGACGACGCGGAUGUAGUGUGCAGGCAGUUGGGCUUUCCUGGAGCUUCUGGCUUCACGAUGCGGGCCCGGACUUUUGGUGAAGGCUCAGGACCCAUCUUUCUGGACAAUGUAAGAUGUGUAGGCGACGAAACUUCAAUCAACGACUGCGUGAAGAACGCAAUCGGUUUCCACAAUUGCCUUCACUCUGAUGAUGCUGGAGUCAUAUGUCAAUUAGCUGACAGGAGCAUGGAGGAUGUGGAGUAAUAUCAGAAAAAAGAAUAACAGGUGGCCGCUGAAGAACGAUCCAAUGCCAAAAAGGAUGCUGACUUGAAGUAGAAAAAUGUCCUCCUGGCUCUAUCUGAUUUCCUGGCAAAACUAGAGGACAAAUAGAUGAUAUAAGACAGCGGACACACUGAACUUGGGGCGGACUGGGAGCUAAGAUAUAUAGAGGCUUUUUUCUGCACGUUCGCUCAGCCGUUUAUUCAUUCACGGUUGGGUGAUGUCACUUCAUAUUAAUAGGUGUGACGCGUGAUCGUUACAGCGGAUUCGAAAAGGACCCUAUUUUGUGCAUACUUUCAAGAACAUUUUCCCCACAAAUAAAGAAAACAUGAUCCCUUUUGCACAAGAGCAGGUACAAAGAUUAGGCUCUAGAUAAAA